UUAUAUUGUCAUCUGAAUAUUUGCUCUACCAGCUGUCUGAACUUAAAGUUAUAUUGUCAUCUGAAUAUUUGCUCUACCAGCUGUCUGAACUUAAAGUUAUAUUGUCAUCUGAAUAUUGGCUCUACCAGCUGCCUGAACUUAAAGUUAUAUUGUCAUCUGAAUAUUUGCUCUAUCAGCUGUUAG
Molecule: messenger RNA, 183 nt
Organism: Lottia gigantea (owl limpet)
Lineage: Eukaryota; Metazoa; Mollusca; Gastropoda; Lottiidae
Exons: 1
Source: RefSeq, a predicted model, not a curated record